Molecule: messenger RNA, 2826 nt
Organism: Strongyloides ratti
Lineage: Eukaryota; Metazoa; Nematoda; Chromadorea; Rhabditida; Strongyloididae
Product: Armadillo-like helical domain and Tetratricopeptide-like helical domain and Tetratricopeptide repeat-containing domain and Tetratricopeptide TPR2 repeat and Armadillo-type fold domain and Tetratricopeptide repeat and UNC-45/Ring assembly protein 3 family-containing protein
Exons: 2
Coding region: 1-2826 (941 amino acids)
Molecular function (GO): Hsp90 protein binding
Source: RefSeq, a predicted model, not a curated record
AUGUCUUCAAUUGAUAAUAAUUCUCAAAUAGAAAAUGGUACUAUAAAACUAUCUGCUUUGGAGUACAAAGAUGAAGGAAAUAAAUAUUUUAGUAGUUAUGAGUAUAAAAAUGCUAUUGAUAGUUAUACAUCAGGUCUUCAAAUUAUUGGUGAUGAUAAAAAAUUGAAAUGUACUUUAUAUCGUAAUCGAGCAAUGGUCCGUUUCAAGAUUGAUGAUUUUGAGGGAGCUGAAGAUGAUUGUACAAAAGCAUUAGAAAUUGAUGGUGUUGAUGUUAAGGCAUUGUUUAGAAGAGCUCAAGCAAGGGAACAAUUAGAAAAAUUUGGUGGAGCAUUAAAAGAUGCAAAAGAAGCAUUAAGAUUAGAACCUAAAAAUGGUGAAAUAUUAAAAUUAGUUACUCAUUUAACUAAAAUUAAUACCGAAAAGAUUAAUGAGGUCAAUUCAAUUGAAUAUAAAUUUAAAGAAAUGAAUAAGUAUGCUUUUAAUAGUGGAUCUAAAAAUAAUGACGAUAUAGAUAAAAUGAAGAAAGGAUUAUCUAAUUUAAUUGUUAUGGCAAGAGAUUCUGAAGGUGGUGCAACUAUUGUAUGGGAUAAAGGAAAUAUUGUUGAUAAAAUUAUUAAUGUUGUUAUUGAUGAAAAAAAUGACGAUGAAAUUGCUUAUCUUAGUUUAUCAAUAUUAGAUAUAUUAUUAAAAAAUCGUAUUAGAUGUAUGAAUUUUGUUGAAAAAUUUACAAUUGUUAAAAUUGUUGAAGCUUUUAAACUUAGAUAUAAUAACAAACAAAUUAUUGAAACUGUUGGUCUUAUACAUCAAAGAGUUUUUAAUGCUCUUUGUAGUAUGGAUAGAAAUAAAGAAAUUAAACCUGAUCCUGAUGUUACUGAAAAUAACAAAAUGCAUAUAAUUAAACUUCUUUUAGAAUAUGAAGAUAUUUUGUGUUCACCAAAUUUUAAUACUGAUAUUAGAGAAACAGUUAUUGAUUUACUUACUAAAAAUCUUAUGCAUAUGGAUGGUGGAAUUCCAAGAGGAUGGUCUUGGAGAUUUGUUGAAGGUAGAGGAUUAUCAAAAUUACUUCAUGUUUCUUCACAAAUUCCGGAACUUUGUGAAUAUCCUGUAUCUAUUGAUACAAGAAAUCAUUUAGCUAUUUGUCUUCAAAGACUUUAUGAUGAUAUGGUAUUUGAUACUAAAAGAAAUAUUUUUAAAGAAAAAGUUGAUACAUAUUUUACCUCAUUACUUGUUGGAGCAUCAAGUAAAGAAGGUCAAAUUAAAUUAGCAUCUUUUCUUAUUACUAUGCUUCAAGGUGUUGUUGAUAUAGGUGUUAAUCUUGUAACAAAUGAUACAGUACUUGCUAUUAUGCUUCAAAUGGCUAGUAGUAAUGAUAUAUUAUUACAAUCUGUUGCUGCUGAAUUAAUUGUUCAAUCAGUUUCAAAACAUGAACGUGCAGUUGCAAUUCUUAAAAUUGGUACACCUGUAUUAAAAACUUUGUAUGAAUCAACAGAUCAUACUGUUAAAGUUCGUGCUCUUAUGGGAUUAUGUAAAUGUGCUGCUGCUGGUGGUGAUGAUAUUAGUAAAGCUACGAUGGAAGAAAGUGCAAUUUUAAAAUUAGCUAAAACAUGUAAGAAAUUUUUAUUAAGUGUUGAUAAGUAUGAUGUUGAUAUAAGAAGAUUUGCCUGUGAAGGUCUUUCAUAUCUUACUUUAGAUGCUGAUAUUAAAGAAAUGAUUGUUGAAGAUAAAGAUCUUUUAAAAGCAUUAGUUUCAUUGGCACAAUCUGCUGGACCAAUUUGUGUAUAUACUUUAGCCAGUAUUUAUGUUAAUCUUUCUAAUGCAUAUGAAAAACCAAAAGUUGAUGAAGAAAUGGUAAAACUUGCUCAAUUUGCUAAACAUCAUGUUCCAGAAGUUCAUCCAAAAGAUACAGAUGAUUAUGUUACUAAACGUAUUCAUUCUCUUGUUAAAGGUGGUGCAGUUUCUGCUUGUGUUGCUGUUUCAAAAACUGAAUCUAAAAAUGCUUUAGAUCUCUUGGCUCGUGCACUUUUAGCAUUUGCAUCAGAAUAUGAUUUAAGAGGACAAAUUGUUUCAGAAGGUGGUGCUAAAUUAUUACUUACAUUAGUAAAAGAAUGUAAUCCUGAAGGAAAAAUUAAAGCAGCACAUGCUUUAGCUAAAAUUGGAUCAUUUUCAGAUCCAAAUAUUACAUUUUCUGGUCAACGAAUGUAUGAAGUUGUUAAGCCUAUGGUUGAUUUACUUCAUCCAGAUUGUGAUGGAUUGGCAAAUUAUGAAGCAUUAUUAACUUUAACAAAUUUAGCUGGACAAAAUGACAGUCUUAGAAAACGAAUUAUCAAAGAACGUGCUGCUCCAAAGAUUGAAGAAUAUUGGUAUAUGGAUAAUCAUCCUCAAUUAAGAGCUGCUGCUGCAGAAUGUUUAUUAAAUUUAUCAUUUUUAGAUGAAUUUAGAGAAGAUAUUCUUAAAGAAGGUACAGAUAAACUUAAACUUUGGGUUCUUUAUUGUGUUGAGGGUGAUGAUGAUCGAUUGAAUCUUGCUUCAUCAGCUGGUUUUGCUAUGUUUACUAACGAAAAAGGUACAGCAAAAAGAAUACUUAAUGAAAUCUCAAGUUGGGAAGAAGUUCUUAAAGAAAUGUGUUAUCAUGAAAAUCCAGAAGUACAAAGGCGUUGUAUGAUUGGUAUAGCAAAUAUGAUAGAAAAUGACAAAGAUGUUGCUAAUAAAAUAAUGGAAACAGAAGUUUCUAAACUUAUUUAUGCUAUUGCUAAAGUACCUGAUCCAGAGAGAAAAGAAGCAUUAAAAGAAGCAACUCGAGCAAUUGCUGCAAUGAAUAUGAAAUAA